Molecule: messenger RNA, 462 nt
Organism: Stylophora pistillata
Lineage: Eukaryota; Metazoa; Cnidaria; Anthozoa; Scleractinia; Pocilloporidae
Product: collagen alpha-1(I) chain-like
Source: RefSeq, a predicted model, not a curated record
AUGGAGAUGGGAGGUGCUACAAUUGAUGGGGCUGAGAUAGCCCGACCAAGAUCUCCCUCAGCUCUUGGAGGGCCCAUAGGUCCGGGAGGUCCCCGCACUCCUUGGGGGCCCCGGGUUUCCUUUAGGGCCUCUGUGACCAGGCCUCCCUCGCCUUCCCCUGAUGCCUUUGGGGCACUGCACUUUGCAGGCCAAGCUGUUCGUAGCAAUUCUCAGUUAAAUCACUUAAAGCGAGGGAGGCCUGGUCAUAGAGGCCCUAAAGGAAACCCGGGCCCCCAAGGAGUGCGGGGACCUCCCGGACCUAUGGGCCCUCCAAGAGCUAAGGGAGAGCCUGGUCGGGCUAUCUCAGCCCCAUCAAUUGUAGCACCUCCCAUCUCCAUGGUGGUGAACGAGACUGAUACAGCCACGUUUCGAUGUAAGGCUGAUGGGUAUCCACAGCCCAAAGUCACGUGGUUAAAAAUUUAA